Bolinopsis microptera is the source of this 5577-nucleotide messenger RNA. Its product is annotated as sodium channel protein type 4 subunit alpha B-like. Lineage: Eukaryota; Metazoa; Ctenophora; Tentaculata; Lobata; Bolinopsidae. Gene Ontology annotation, cellular component: voltage-gated sodium channel complex; plasma membrane. Gene Ontology annotation, biological process: membrane depolarization during action potential; neuronal action potential; sodium ion transmembrane transport. The record is from RefSeq and is a predicted model, not a curated record. The coding region runs from base 68 to 4861 and encodes 1597 amino acids. Gene Ontology annotation, molecular function: voltage-gated sodium channel activity. The transcript is spliced from 15 exons.
AACCACACCAACCCUAAAAUGUAAAGCUGCUAAGACCGGAGUCUUGAACAUCAGAUUCGCGGUAAUCAUGUCAAACCCUGUAGAAAGAAACAACUCGGUCUUUGGCGAUGAAUCAACCACCACGGCCAGUAGGGCAGGCCGCAUUUCUACCGCCGCCUCAACAAAAUCGACUUUCAGUAUCACCGACUUCAGGAUGGGUAGCAACAUAAAGUUUACAUUCAGCAAGGAAAAAUCUCUCUUUAUAUUCGCUCCCACACACCCAAUCCGAACCUUCUGCGUGAGGUUCAUCUGCAACCAGUGGUUCGACCAUUUCAUCAUCACAGUUAUUUUGAUAAAUUGCGUGUUAUUAGCAAUGAACUUCGAAAACUUCAAAGUCGAGAUGCUAUUCGCAGUCAUCUACACGAUGGAGAUGAUUAUAAAAGUAAUAGCCAGAGGAUUUACACUUCACAAACAUGCUUAUCUGCGAGAUCCCUGGAAUCGACUUGAUUUUUUAGUUGUUAUGUUUGGGUAUUUAACGUUAAUAGAGGCAUUGAGCAAUUUAGCAUUUAUAAAAGCACUGAGAGUGCUACGAUCCUUAAAAGUUAUCACGGUUGUACCCGGGUUACGUAUAAUGGUGAACUCCCUCCUCAAAUCCCUCAAGAACUUGUCAGACGUCAUGCUGUUGACGGUGUUCUUUCUAGCCGUCUUUGCUAUUAUCGGACUGCAACUCUUCAUGGGCAACCUCAGAAACAGAUGUGUCUUUGAUCCACUUCCAAACGAACAUCCGUAUUACUAUACGUUAUUAGUAGACCCGGAAAAUCCUGGAAAUUGGACGGAUGGAGAAGGAACAGAGAGGCCUCUGAAAGAUUGGAUGUUUGAUUACAUCAACGAUGAAGACAACUGGAUGACAUUGAACGGAGGAGAAGAUAACAUUAUCUGUGGGGCCUUAGGAGCACCUGGAACCCGACAAUGUCCCUUGGGGAGCAGUUGUCAAAACACCGAGACGAAUCCUAACUCGGGAUACACCAGCUUCGACAACUUUGGAAUUGCUAUGCUGACCUGUGCUCAGCUCAUCACCCUGGACUAUUGGGAGGAUGUUUACAGCAAGAUUCUGGGAGCAAGUGGUGCCAUGUACAUUGUCUACUUUCUCUGCAUUCUCCUUUUCGGAUCAUUCUACCUGAUUAACUUGGUUUUGGCCGUCGUAGCUAUCUCGUACGAGCAAGAAGCCCUAGGAGGCGACGGUGACGAAAAGGACGAGGACCAUUCCAGUAUUGAGGAAGAAGCCGAAGAGAAUAGGAUCGAAGAGGAAGAUGAGGAUGAUGAUGAUGAUGAAACAACGACUCUAGCAGAUGAAGACAACACGACAAUUCCUCCAGCCGAGAAACCGACUAUCCGUGAAAGGAUAACAACGAUGUGCUCUAAAUGUUGCUGUUGUGUGAAAUGUGCCAAGAAAGAGGAAAAAGCAGUGAUUAUCGAGAUGGGUCCACCAGGGCUCACAAUUGAUGUGGAUGCUGAAAAAGGCACAACGACAGUUUCGUCUGUGGCACCUUCAGUUCAAGACACGUGCAAGGAAGAGCUGUUGGAUAUCUGGACAUGGUUUAGGUCUCAUACUAAAAGUUUCAUUUACUGUGUUUGGUUUGAGAAUGGCAUCAUGUUGUGCAUUAUCGUGAAUACCAUGUGUCUGGCAAUCGACUCUCCUGGCCUGAGUGUGUCCGUCAAAGACGUUUUGUCAGUCAUCAACGACGUUCUGUCGUGGAUUUUCACAACAGAGUUGGCUAUUAAGUUUGUUGGACUCCUCCCAGUCGAGUUUUGGCAGACCAAAUGGAACAUAUUCGAUACGAUCAUCGUGUUUAUAUCGCUGAUUGAAAUGAACCUGGGAUCAAACACAAGCUUCAAUGUUUCUGGAUUGAGAUCUCUGAGAGUGUUACGAGUAUUUCGGCUCGCAAAAUCGUGGAGCACAAUGAAAGCGCUGAUUGACAUUAUCGCAGAGUCAAUCUCUGGAUUAGUGUAUUUAUCAGUGAUAUUGGGCGUUGUUAUCUAUGCAUUAUCAGUAAUCGGGAUGAAUCUGUUUGAGCCUCUUUAUAGUACUCACUAUACUAAAGAAGAUAUGCCUCGAUGGCAUUUCUUGGAUUUUAGCCAUGCGUUCAUCUUACUGUUUCGGAUCCUUUGCGGAGAAUGGAUCGAAUUGCUAUAUGAAACGCUCGAUGCAACCAAGGGAAACUUUUGGCCAGUCAUAUUUUACAUAUGUGCUUUAGUAAUGGGGAAUUUCCUGAUCUUGAACUUGUUCUUGGCUCUACUUCUCAACGCAUUUGGGGAGGAAGCGCUCAAUAAGAGUGAUGACAUAGACGGAGAUCCGCCAGUUCCUCUGGGCACUCGAAUAAAGAACAAGUUGCUAAGUUCGAGAAGGAAGAAACACAAAAUGGCAUCUGAAAUACGAAUGUCAUCUCUGGCUCUAACUUCAAGUUCUGACGAGCAGAUGAAACAGAACAACCCUCACAACUGUCCACACUCGGGAAAGUCAAACGGUAAACAAGAAUGCGACAACUCCAAACACGAAAAUGACACCGUUUCUAAGCACAGUGAAGAAUCUGAUGACGAGUUCAUGCCUUCUAAGUGUUACGAUUGCUGCCAAUGUUGUUUGAUGUGUUGCAGACCUUUCUGUGUUUGUUGCUCACGAUUCCGAGCUUCCAUACGGGCAGUUGUUGAGCACAACAUGUUUGAGUACACCAUUUUGGUUCUCAUCAUGGUUUCCAGCCUGACACUUGCUUUUGAGGAUGUGUCCCUUGAUCAUGCUCCUAUCAAACGGAAAGUUAUCGACUGUUUGAAUAACUUCUACACAGUGGUCUUUCUCAUGGAGUUGAUCCUCAAGAUGUUUGCUUUUGGAGUUGCAGGCUACUUCUCAUCUGCUUGGCAUUGGCUGGAUUCCAUAGUUGUUGCUAUUUCUAUAAUAAGCAUCAUCCUCGCAAAUGCUGGAAUUGGUGGAUUGAAGGCUAUCCGAGCUCUCAGAGCUCUUCGACCGCUUAGAGCUAUAUCAAGAUGGGAGGGUAUGCGAUUGUCAGUAAAUGCCCUGAUUGCCUCGAUUCCAUCGUUCGGAAAUGUGUCUCUUGUGUGUCUGGUUUUGUGGCUGGUAUUCUGCAUUCUAGCAGUGCAAUUCUUUGGAGACAAGUUUUGGAAAUGCUCUGAUGAUGAUGGAAUAAUAAGUACCGAAAUAGUAAAAAACAAAACUCAGUGCAUCUCGUUGUAUGGUGCCGAGGCGUGGCAGAACUCUGAUAUAAACUUCGACGACACAAUGAUGGCCUUCAUUGCUUUAUACCAAGUGGCUACCUUCGAAGGUUGGAUGGAAGUUAUGGACGACGCUGUCGAUUCGACUGGAAUAGACUUACAACCUGAAUUUGAGGCCUCUUUCAUAAGUUACAUAUUUUUCCUGGUGUUCAUCUUUGUCGGAUCGUUUUUCACCCUAAACUUGCUAGUAGGAGUCAUUAUCGACAACUUCAACCGACUCAAGAAGGAAUAUGAGGAAAAAGGCCAGCUUGGUGUACUACUCACCCCCGGACAAAGACAGUGGAUGUCCACCUUCAGAAAGAUGACUAAAACGAAGCCCAUGAGAAUGGUCAGCCCACCCAAAAAUGACGUCAUGAAAGUCUGCUACGUGAUAUCGGAAAGUCAGAAGUUCGAAAUCCUGAUCACAGCUGUCAUCCUUCUCAACAUGGUGCAGAUGUGCAUGGAGCACCACAAUUCCACCCUAGAAUUCCAAAAUGCAAUGUGGUGGGCCAAUUUGGUAUUUUCGAUCAUAUACACGAUUGAGGCAAUCAUAAAGCUGAUCGGGCACCGGAAAUUCUAUUUCUACAAGAGCUGGAAUGUUUUUGACUUCGUGAUCGUAUUGGCCGCCUGGUUUGGUAUGAUCAUCGACAUGAUCGAGAUGGAUUCAUUCAUAGACCCGUCUAUUUUGCGUUGCUUCCGAGUGUUCAGGGUGGCGAGAAUCCUUAGAAUCAUUCAAAUGGCGAAGGGAAUUAGGCGACUGCUUUACACUUUGAUCUGUUCUUUGCCAGCGCUGAUGAAUAUCGGUACCUUGCUGCUGCUCAUCAUCUACAUCUACUCUGUAGUGGGCGUCGCUAUGUUUGGAACAGUCCAAAUCCAAGGCAUCCUGACUGAUCAGCAAAACUUUGCGUCCACGGAUACUGCUCUGAUAAUGAUGACAAGGCUGGCAACUUCGGCAGGAUGGAAUGAUGUCCUCGCCUCUAUCAUGAUCAGUGAACCUGAUUGUGAUACCAAUCUCUUCGAUGGAAGCAAACCAGGCACACCUGGAAACUGCGGGUUUGGCGUGUUCGGUAUCGCCUACUUCUCCUCAUUUGUUCUCGUCGCAUUUUUGGUGAUGAUUAACAUGUACAUCGCUGUCAUCCUUGACAACUUUAGUGAGGCGCAACAAGCUGAUGAAAUAGGCAUCGAUGAGGACGACAUCAACAUAUUCUAUGAGAAGUGGAUGUUGUUCGAUCCGAAAGCGUCGCAGUUCCUAAACGUCAGUAAGCUGCGAGAUUUAGUGCUGGCGCUGCAACCACCACUGGGCAUUCCUGACGUCACAGAGGAUGACAUUCUCCACCUCGACAUACCGCUCUAUCCUACUGACAGAGCACAUUGUAUCGACGUCCUCCAAGCUCUUAUAUCUAGAACUCUAGGCCCAGAAAACCCUAACACCAGUGAGGAAUUCGAUAUGAUAAAAGAACUCAUGGCAGAAAGCUUUAGAUCGGCCUUCCCAACUCUGGCUGUCGAAGUCAUCGAAACAACCACAAAACAAAGGCUGCGAGAAAUCAGGGCUGCCAUCGUCCUACAAAAGGCUCUGAGAAGGUUCAAGAACUAUAAGAAGCAAGCUCCGCCCUCGCCAUAAAGCUACAGGUUGUCGACCACCAUAUUAUCACUAAUCAUAUCUCGUGUAAACAGCCGCCAAAAGAUCAAAGCCUCUAAUAUCGGACAGGACCAUAUUUUUAUAAUAGUAGAGAUGAUGAAAUUAAGCAAAGGCUGGCUUUUUGUUUCUGUAAUAAACUUGGCUGUCGACGUUUAUCUUAGCGCCAUGCAGGGUCGAAUAACGAACAAACUUUAGCGAAUACUUGGGUAUGGAUUAAAAAUUAGUAGGACAUAGGGAGUGUUUUAGCAUUCGUUAUUUUUAAUGAGACUUGCAGCUACGAUAUUUUAAGGGAAAUGGCUUAUAAUACGCUGUUUUGAGCCAUCGAUUAACAUUAAGGUUGUCAAUGAUUCUGUUUCGAUAUACUCUGUAGUCUGUACCGUUUACCCUCACAAUAAUAUGAAAUCUGAAAUCACAGAUUUUUAGGCGGUAAUCUUAGGCGAUUCCGUGUAAUUUUUUUCAAAAGGAUCAUGUUUCUCCGUAAACUUUUUUAGAUAAGUGAUUUAUAAUGCUAUUGUUCAGUUACCUUCAUACGUAAUAGUCUUGGAUUGAUCAAAAGUUUCUUCCACUCCAGGAUUUUUUUCAAUUAAUACGCCACGGGUGAUUGAUUAUAAUUGAAAUGCAGGAUGUCUUCUUUACGUCUGUAUGGAUAUGUUAAACAUCUAAACUAAUCAAGUGUUGUAUUUGUACUUUAAGAAAAA